UGAAGGUGCUCUGGCGAGCUGCAUGCCUGACUCUGAUGAGAGCAUGCAGCCAGCCAUCUGCUCAGAUUCCCACGAGGAGGUCGAGCAAACUCGGAUUGGGAACAGUAAAAGGAGGAAGGGCCAUAGAGACAAGCUGUGGCGGUGGUCCCCCGAGGAUGAUGCACGCCUUCUAAGCAUGACGGAGAACCACCGGCCCUGGCCUGAGAUAGAAGGGUGUUUCCCCGAGAGGACAGAAUCGGCCCUGCGCCAGCGGCAGUCGGUGCUUCGACGAACCAAGAAGCAGACGCGUUUAGCCGAACCCGCUGCCGCUGUCACAUCUGCGUUAACAGCUGUGACAUAAUUUAAGGUAUCAGAUCAAGGCGAUGAUGACAGGAUUUCGCAUGAGACCCUUGGGAUAAUCACCCUGGCCACAUUGCUACCCUCGCCACCUGCACAGCAUUCUCCUAAAGACCUGGAAUCUAACCUGCGAACCAAAUUCCCCCGUACACAGGCAAAGCCCUGGAGAGCCUCAAGAUACGCCGAUUAUAAUUACUGGUGACAGCCUGUGCUUGGCGAAGACAAGACUACACUACUACUGGGGGCGAUAUGUCCCAGUCAGGUACCAUCUCGAUGGUGAUGCAAUCUCUCUCAUCCGGGCGUCCAAAUGCAAGCAUGGGCAUCUACCCCCGCUCGAGGGUGGUUCCAUUGAGGUGAUUGAUAUGACCUGCCCGACCGACGAUACACGUCAAGGGGCAGCGGUCCGCUGAAUGGAAGCAGCCCGGCUGGCAAUACAGAGCCCUCAUCGGCUAUGAGGUGAGAGAUGGGAAGCCAUUUGUUCGUGUUGCAUGGUACUCUACCUGGGAGCCUGCAGACGAGUUCCCCCCCGGCGAGGUGGAAAGAAUGAGACUCCUCCAGGAGCCCUCAUCUUGUAAAAAAGUGGCGAAGAAAGUGGGGAGACCAAGGAGGGCCCGGGUAAAGAAGUAGAUCAAAUAACUAUGGCAUGACUUUCUUUCAAGACACAUCUUAUGUCCCUAUGCCUCCAGCCCCGCAGUCAUUCGCGGCUGAAGGCUGUUUAAGUCUCAACAAGCGUCUUCGUUAUUCCUUUCAAAGAAAUACGACUCAGUAACAUAUUCUCUUCAGCAGCCUAUCCUUAUCCCCCCAUCUUUUUUUGUGUCUCAGCCUUCUUUCUCCGUCCUUUAUUCUUUCAUCUCUCUUUAUUUCUUUCCGGCUGUCAGUUCUUUAUUAUCUUGCUCCCACUUCAAAACCGCCAUUUAUAUCCCCUCUCGAAUGUCGACCUUUGACGUUUUCACCCCCUCAGCACGUUGAGGCAACUUUCUAACUGCUUUCUAAUUAGCAUGAUCCAGCCACUGAUGUUAAAUAUUAACAGUAGCUUUGGAGAACUUCUUCGUGUAAGAAGAUGCCUUCACUAAAGCUGGAGAAGUCUGAUCCGCAGUGGCCAACAGUGUUUGAACCACCCCAUGCCCAGCGUACCAAUACUCUUACUUCUAAGAUACUCUGCGGCUACAG
This is a messenger RNA of Blastomyces dermatitidis ER-3, 1506 nucleotides long. RefSeq lists its product as uncharacterized. The transcript is spliced from 2 exons. The coding region runs from base 23 to 340 and encodes 105 amino acids. The record is from RefSeq and is a predicted model, not a curated record. NCBI's taxonomy places the organism in Eukaryota, Fungi, Ascomycota, Eurotiomycetes, Onygenales, Ajellomycetaceae.